This is a messenger RNA of Sitodiplosis mosellana (orange wheat blossom midge), 3243 nucleotides long. RefSeq lists its product as uncharacterized. The transcript has 5 exons. The record is from RefSeq and is a predicted model, not a curated record. The coding region runs from base 422 to 2476 and encodes 684 amino acids. NCBI's taxonomy places the organism in Eukaryota, Metazoa, Arthropoda, Insecta, Diptera, Cecidomyiidae.
UCCAUUUUUUCGAUUCAAUCUCACUGCCAGAGACGAGUUCUCAAUGCAAACAUUUAUUAUAACGAAUGAUAUACACACUUCCCGAAGCAAAAAGAACUGUCUAAUUUGAAUUGUCUAAUGUUUUCGGAACGCUACCCAGCAUCUGCCAAAUUCAAACAUUUGAAAUGACAACCAUUCCAACUACUAUGUGCCGAACGAACCGUAUAAACAAACUUCUAACAAGAACUUCGAUUUGUGUAUGUGUUUCACAUUAGGAGCGUGAUUUUGGCACGAACUUCUCUUUCAUCGCAUACAACGCAACACAACACAACAGACUCAUUUGUUAUUGUUAUGUUUGUUGCGUUUGUUUAUUUGAUCCCGUUAUCCGAGCAUGUAUUGAGUUUCUAUAUCGGAACCGAUUAAACAUGAAUUUCAUCACGAAAUGAGUAGAGUUGUUGCGUUAUUCAUCAUGGCCCGUGGAGCCUGUGGAGCUCGCGGUGGAAGCGAUGAGAGAUUCACAACAGUGAAACUGGCUCUACGAACAAUCAUCCAAAAACCGUAUCGGCUGAUUUUGACAACAGUGAUUGGGGAAAUGAGCAUCAUGGCGACGCUAAUCUCACUUUUGGCAUCGCUCUAUUUUCUAUAUCUGGUUAAUACGGCGGUCGAUGAAUUCAACAACGACUUUUUCAACAGCAAUGGUGAUGAAAUCAUCAAAAUGUGCUUCCAAGGUGUGCUCCGGCAAAACUACACCAAUGAUCGAAUGUUUAUGGUCCCAGGUUUCCGGCAAAUGGUUAUCAACCUUCUCGGCGAAUGGUUUCCUUGGCCAACGAACAGAUUUUUCGGCAAUACAUUCAAAUACCUGUACGAGCAAUAUGCCACAAACGUCAAGACCAACCUCAAAACGCAUUGCGAAAAGCGUUUGAGAAAGUUCUUCAAAAUGCGUUGCUACGAAUUGAACCACAUGUGUCUGUGUGGAGAUCUCGAGCUGGACGAAUUAUUCGAUGGUGACGACAUCAAAAAUGCCAUCAACUACACAUACAACCGAAGAGAUUCAACGCGUGGCAAUACAAAUGCCAUACGGAAAUUGGAAAUACUGUUGGCCGAGCUGUAUUGGAUUGGAGCACCUUACAGACCAGAUGAUCCACACCCAUUCAACAUCAAAGAAUUCGUUGAACUCAAUUGGUUCCAAGCAUUGCGCAUGUUCGUUAAUAUACAGCGCGAUAUUCAUAACUUUCACCUCGCGUUUGCCAAUCUACGCCGAAGUUGGAAUCUGUUCCGAAAACAUCCGCUCUAUGUGCAAGAGCCAGAAUUUCCAGAGCCGCCUGAAAUCACCACCUUCACAGUCAUUCCGAAGUGCACAUUCCAGCGCCGGCACGUGAAAAUUGAUACGGAUUCAUUGUACAAUAUUUUAUGUGGCAUUAAGGCAAUGAAGCGAGAAGAUGGUCUUCGAGUCAACAAGAAAGGCGAAGUCCUCCAGCGCUACAUCUCACAGACUAAAUUUAAAAGAAUUGGAAGCUGGCGUUCGUAUUUCAACAUGGACGAAAUUAUCAAGCUGGUCAAGAAUAAGAAGGAAUUCGGCGAUUCGAUAAUAUCAGAUGGUGUGUCAGCGUCGGUGUUAUUCAAAUUGCCGAAACAGAGCAAAACUGUUGCUGAUGAAGAUGAGGCCGAAACCAAACGAAAAUAUUUCGCAGGCGAAUUCGCGUAUGCAUUGGGAAUUGAUCCAGGCAUGCGAACCUUUAUUGCGUCGGUCCGCCUCGAUCUAAAGACCGGCGAAGAGACCAACGAGAAGAUUUCGUUCAAACAAUACCAUCUGAAAUCGAAACAAGAUGCGCGCAACAUUAAAGCCGAACGAAUGACACGAGUCUUCACGUAUGACGAACAAGCGGACCUCAAACGUAUCGCCGCAGAGAUUGGCCAGACACCAUCGCCACGGAACAUCUCUUGGCGCCAUUACAUCGAACAUCGCCUGCGAAUGUCCCAAGAUGGUAUCGCGGCAUACAGUCAGAAAAACUAUGCACGCUUACGUUUGGACAAACACAUUGAAUGGCGUCGUGCAAUUGAUCUCAUCGCCGGUAAGCUGGUACAUUUCAAGACAGCUAUCUUCAACAUCGAAGCAGCCGAAAUUUCACCAAAUUGCCCGAUCCGAAUCAAAAAGUACGUGCGUUGUCCAGGCGUUCGCAAGCUGAUUGCAGCCUUCAAAAGACGUGGCAAUUGUGUUGUUCGGUUAGUGGAUGAAUACAUGACAUCGCAACAUUGUGCCCGAUGCUUCAAACGGUUCCCGAUAUGGACGAAGAGCAAACGAUACAAGAAGUGCAACGAUUGCCAACCAGAUGAACGUGUUGGACUUCCGAGAACCAUCUAUACGAACGUGUGCAAACGAGUGUUGCAAAUGCAACGGAAAAUCAUGCUGCUGAAAACGCUGGAACAGAAGACGCUGCACAAUCACGCAAGUUGCUCAAAUCACUUUGGCAUCGGGACAUAUCAGCAGCCAAACUGAUCAUGUACAAAAGUUCAUUAUCUAUUAAUAUUUCAUUUGAAAAUUGGAAUCGAUUUGAUUUUCGCUUAAAUUAAUUGUUAUUUGUGUGCUUGUUUUCUAUUUACUUAGGUCUUUGCACGCUGCUUGACAUUCCGAUACAUCCAGCAUUGCUGCGACGACCAGAUGACGACGGCGUUCCACUCAAUCCAUAAAUCAAAAUCCAGCGUUUAGCAUUAAAGUUUUUUUUUAACAAAUAUCUUCUAAUAGUUUAUUAGAGUUCUCAAGCCUUGCACUUAGUGGGCUAUUUUAAGGUUUAUAAGGUGUCUAACUUUAUUUACCGCAGUACAUGAGUGGUUUUAUAGACGUUAUUUGAUGAUCAGAAUGAGUCGUGUUCAUUUUCCGGUUUGACAAUGUCGCCGCAUUCUUUGGAUAUGACUUGUUCAAUGCAUCAUAUCACGAUUAUGAAAAACACCCUAAUGUACAUUGUACGCCCAUAACAAAAAUGAAAUUAUCUUCCGCAUUAAGCCCAACAGCAUGCAUUAAUUAAAAGAGCCAUAAAAAACAAUUGGUUUAAAUCAAUUUUCAAAAGACAUAUAUUUAGGAGAACUCUCAUUGAUAUUUUUUCUCAACUUUUUAGUUUUUUUAAUUCUUAAAACACAAAAUCAAAUACAGUUAAUUUGUUUGGGUCACGUAGCGCUAGCAAAGAGGGGAGCGAAGCAAUUCUGCUAAAUCAAAUUUACAACCAGUGAUUGGCAGUGUUAAAUAAAUAUGAAAAAAAACACAGUAAA